GGAGAGAGAGGUGGGGAGGAGAGAGACCUGGAGGAAGGAGAGAGAGGUGGGGAGGAGAGAGACCUGGAGGAAGGAGAGAGAGGUGGGGAGGAGAGAGAUGAGGGGUCUGUAUCUAAUUCUGGCCCCCCUCCUCGCUGGGAGGAGUUUUUCACCACGGAGAUACUGACGGACAGCCAGACCAGCCAACCAAACUCCUGCUCUCACACAAGCCCCUCCCACUCUCCACUGACAGGCUCCCAGACCCCAGAGCUGUUUGUUGAUGACUUCGUCACACUCCCCUCGCCGUCAAUUCCUCUCGGCUGGGCGAGGCCCGAGUCAGGCUGACAGCAUGCUCAUCCAAUCAGAAGACCGGUGUCAGGGAGAUGCAUUGACCAAUCUGGAGGCUUGGGGGGAGGAGUGUGGCAGCCACACUAACCAAUCAGAGCCAACGGAGUCUCAGAUGUCUUCGGACUUUGACAUCCCGUCUACGCCGGAUUCACACCGACCCGGACCAGACGAGCUCAGCGAUCUGUACAGGAGACUGGCCGCUGGAGAGGAAGUGGUCACCAGGACAGGAAGUCAGUCCCUCUGACCAACUCUUUGUAUAGAGGGAAGAGGAAGCGAUUCAUAGACAGUCAAUGACCAAAGCCAGCUGCUAAUGCAGUGGUGCCUAUGAGAGAGCAGUCACCUGCAGCAGUCUGGAACAUUGUGGCCAUGAUAUACAGUAGCUUAGUCAUUUCCCAACCUUAGCACCCAAUGAUCGUUCCAUCCAGGUGACUACUUUAAAAUGGUGGAAGCCCUCAAUAUCCAGGAUAUAUGGGAGAGGAGUCCAGGUUAUAGAGGGGUCCAGGAUAUAUGGGAGAGGAGUCCAGGUUAUAGAGGAGUCCAGGAUAUAGAGGGGUCCAGGUUAUAUGGGAGAGGAGUCCAGGUUAUAGAGGGGUCCAGGUUAUAUGGGAGAGGAGUCCAGGAUAUAUGGGAGAGGAGUCCAGGUUAUAUGGGAGAGGAGUCCAGGUUAUAUGGGAGAGGAGUCCAGGAUAUAUGGGAGAGGAGUCCAGGUUAUAGAGGAGUCCAGGAUAUAGAGGGGUCCAGGUUAUAUGGGAGAGGAGUCCAGGUUAUAGAGGGGUCCAGGUUAUAUGGGAGAGGAGUCCAGGAUAUAUGGGAGAGGAGUCCAGGAUAUAUGGGAGAGGAGUCCAGGAUAUAUGGGAGAGGAGUCCAGGAUAUAUGGGAGAGGAGUCCAGGAUAUAUGGGAGAGGAGUCCAGGUUAUAUGGGAGAGGAGUCCAGGUUAUAUGGGAGAGGAGUCCAGGUUAUAGAGGGGUCCAGGUUAUAUGGGAGAGGAGUCCAGGAUAUAUGGGAGAGGAGUCCAGGAUAUAUGGGAGAGGAGUCCAGGAUAUAUGGGAGAGGGGUCCAGGUUAUAGAGGGGUCCAGGAUAUAUGGGAGAGGAGUCCAGGUUAUAUGGGAGAGGAGUCCAGGUUAUAUGGGAGAGGGGUCCAGGUUAUAGAGAGGUCCAGGAUAUAUGGGAGAGGAGUCCAGGUUAUAGAGGGGUCCAGGAUAUAUGGGAGAGGAGUCCAGGUUAUAGAGGGGUCCAGGUUAAAUGGGAGAGGAGUCCAGGAUAUAUGGGAGAGGAGUCCAGGAUAUAUGGGAGAGGAGUCCAGGUUAUAUGGGUCCAUCUCUGUUAUAGAGUCAAUGGAUGAUUGUGUGUUCUUGACAAUGUCUUCCUCACCUGAAAAUAGUUGUCUGUUUUUGUCCAACUUCAAGUCAAUUGAUUAAUGCAGAUAUACGAUUUCAUGUGGCGCCUAGGAAUUAUCUACACAGACCUUCCCCAUGAUACCUUACCCACGCCCUACUGUUAUAGAGACACCUUACCCACGCCCUACUGUUAUAGAGACACCUUACCCACGCCCUACUGUUAUAGAGACACCUUACCCACGCCCUACUGUUAUAGAGACACCUUACCC
Molecule: messenger RNA, 1935 nt
Organism: Salmo salar (Atlantic salmon)
Lineage: Eukaryota; Metazoa; Chordata; Actinopteri; Salmoniformes; Salmonidae
Source: RefSeq, a predicted model, not a curated record